AUGACUAGUAGAACACUGAAGGUCUUUGUGUUCUUUUUAUCAAUAUUUUCUUUGAUACUUUCCGAAUCGACUUUUGCUUACACUCGCGAGCCUACAGAAGAUAGGAAUAAUAAAUUAAAACACGACUAUAAACUUACUUUCAAAAAACCAUAUUAUUAUAAUCAUACUAUACCUUUUUUUGAUACAUAUGGGCGUUCAAUAUGGGCACAGCUUCCAAAUCCACAUAAAGAAUGGGAAGUAGAGUUAUCCUUUCAAAUUACAGGGAAAUUUUAUGUUGGUGGCAGAGGAAUUGCAUUUUGGUAUACCAAAGAUCGAGCUGAACAAGGGCCGGUAUUUGGGAAUAAGGAUGAAUGGGUUGGACUAGUGAUCAUGUUCGAAACCGUUGACCAUUCUAGAAAACGCGAACAUCCCAUUAUAAUGGCUCAUCUUAACGACGGUUCCAAACUUUAUAAUAAUAUAACCGAACCUCGUGACGCGAUGCUUGCUGGAUGUUAUAGAUUGUUUCAUAAUACACCAUCACCUGUAUUUGCCAGAAUAUCGUAUUAUAACAGAACUAUCAAGUUAGAAGUGGAUGCCAAUGACGAAGGGGGAGCUUAUCUUCCAUGUUUCGAACAAAAAGAUAUAGAUUUGCCAACUGGAUAUUAUUUUGGGGUUUCUGCGAUUGCAGAAGGAGAAACGCCUGAUGAUCAUGACGUUCUUUCUUUCGAAACUUAUGAAAUAAAUCCUGUUGAGAAACAGAAUAGGCAAUUACGCCCUCAUGAGGCUGAAAAAGUAAAAAAUGUCCCAGCAGAAAAUUAUGAAAUACCUACAGACGUUAAAAAACGUAUUGAAGACAUUAAAAAAGUUGUAUCAUCUCCCAAAGAAGACAGCAAGGACAGAGAGGAUUCGAGGAACGUCGAUUUCAUUAGAGGGAUGCAGACCAAAAUUCUUGAAUCGAUCGAUAGAUUACAUGAUGUGUUACAGACAUCCGGAGGUGCAAAUUCUUAUGCUAAAUAUUAUACUGGUGAAUCAAGCAAGACUGAAAGUCAAUUAGAAGCCAUUUCACAAAAAUUGGAUAGAGUCAUAACCAGCUUAACUUCUUUAGAAAAUAGAGUAUCAAGAAUUCCUAUAAGUUCGAACGAGUAUGCAAUUAAAGAGUUAAAGGGAGAUAUGCAACGAAUAAUAGGCAAAAUUGAUGCCAUGGAUGGCCGAAUUGCUGGACAGUUUCACCAAACACAACGAUCUUUUCAAGAA
Messenger RNA from Funneliformis geosporum, 1233 nucleotides. The record is from the annotation of a GenBank genome assembly. NCBI's taxonomy places the organism in Eukaryota, Fungi, Glomeromycota, Glomeromycetes, Glomerales, Glomeraceae.